Messenger RNA from Anisakis simplex (herring worm), 255 nucleotides. NCBI's taxonomy places the organism in Eukaryota, Metazoa, Nematoda, Chromadorea, Rhabditida, Anisakidae. The record is from the annotation of a GenBank genome assembly.
UUGGUGGAUGCACUCGCCGAUCCUCGUGCCUAUUUGUCAGCACAAGAGAAACGCAAAGAAGCAUUGCACAAUAUGGGUGUCGAUGAUGCCGACAUUCUCGAGAUACCGGCCAAUAAAAGUAACGCAAGCAAGAGCAGCUUGUUGCGCAUCAAUGGAUCGGCCACAAACCACGGUGGAGAUAUUGAUAUGAGUACUGGUAGUAAAAUGGAUACCAUUAAUAGGGGUGUAGCAUUGGUGGAAAUGCUAUUGUUAUGA